This is a messenger RNA of Aedes albopictus (Asian tiger mosquito), 429 nucleotides long. RefSeq lists its product as uncharacterized. Lineage: Eukaryota; Metazoa; Arthropoda; Insecta; Diptera; Culicidae. The record is from RefSeq and is a predicted model, not a curated record. The coding region runs from base 1 to 369 and encodes 122 amino acids. The transcript is spliced from 3 exons.
AUGGAAAGCACUUGCGUUGCUGUUAUAUUGACCUUCCUACUUAUGGUAGGCACCAAGUACUCUGUGUUGGCGGCAAUAAACGACCAUGCGACCGCUUUAAGCACAACGGAAGCCAGAGCUGUGGUUGAACCGCGAGGCGAUUGGUACAAUCAAAUUGGAUUUCCGCAGCAGUUUUUCGGAGCACAACUGGCGUGGUUCAACGUGGGAUUUUAUUUUAUGUUGGCGUUUCUGAAGAUUUUCCUGCUCAUGGGCAUAUGGCCGGUGUUCAAUGAGAAGAGUGAGGAGGUUCCUCCAAUUUAUGAUGGAUGGAGUGGAUAUGGCCAGAGUCCUGUUUACUACAGUAUUCCAUCCUGGCCCACUUACGGUUAACCUUUCAAUUGAUUAUACUAUUUUCAAAUACUGUUGUCCUAUUCUGUGAUAUAAUUAAAA